Strongylus vulgaris is the source of this 222-nucleotide messenger RNA. The record is from the annotation of a GenBank genome assembly. Lineage: Eukaryota; Metazoa; Nematoda; Chromadorea; Rhabditida; Strongylidae.
AUGUCAAGUUCUUCUUCGUAUUCGGGUAGCAGCGCCGUUUAUAGCGAUUCGUCCCGUGCCAGUACACCUGAGCAUCAUGCUGUGCCACCUCCAGCCAACGUAGCAGCUCCUGCAAUAAGUGAAGAGCCUCCAUCUGGAGAGAAUCCAGCAGAAACAACUGUUCACCCUGAAGAAGAACGCAUUUCGGAGGGGGAUGACGACCCAUUUGCUUAUUCGUCGCAU